Tupaia belangeri chinensis (Chinese tree shrew) is the source of this 3556-nucleotide messenger RNA. It is a transcript of the gene NEDD4L, whose product is annotated as NEDD4 like E3 ubiquitin protein ligase. Lineage: Eukaryota; Metazoa; Chordata; Mammalia; Scandentia; Tupaiidae. The transcript is spliced from 32 exons. The record is from RefSeq and is a predicted model, not a curated record. Gene Ontology annotation, cellular component: cytoplasm. Gene Ontology annotation, biological process: ubiquitin-dependent protein catabolic process; neuromuscular junction development; regulation of dendrite morphogenesis. The coding region runs from base 154 to 3135 and encodes 993 amino acids. Gene Ontology annotation, molecular function: protein binding; ubiquitin protein ligase activity; sodium channel inhibitor activity.
CCCCCCUGCCGGCGCCGGGCCGCUCCACUAGCUGGGCGCGCACAGGGCCGGGUGCGGGACCAGGCGGCCCCGGAGCCAGAGUGAAGACCCGACUGCCGCGCCGCAGCCCCGCCGCCCAGGAGCGCCUCGGACCCCGUACGGGGCGCCGGCUCCAUGGCGACCGGGCUCGGGGAGCCCGUCUACGGACUUUCGGAAGACGAGGGAGAGUCCCGUAUUCUCAGAGUAAAAGUUAUUUGUGGAAUUGAUCUCGCCAAAAAGGACAUCUUUGGAGCCAGCGAUCCGUACGUGAAACUGUCAUUGUAUGUAGCCGACGAGAAUAGAGAGCUCGCCCUGGUACAGACCAAAACUAUUAAGAAAACGCUGAACCCAAAAUGGAAUGAAGAGUUUUAUUUCAGAGUAAACCCAUCAAAUCACAGACUCCUCUUUGAAGUAUUUGACGAAAACAGAUUGACACGAGACGACUUCCUGGGCCAGGUGGACGUGCCCCUCAGUCAUCUUCCGACAGAAGACCCAACCAUGGAGCGGCCCUAUACAUUUAAAGACUUUCUCCUCAGACCAAGAAGUCAUAAAUCUCGAGUUAAGGGAUUUUUGCGAUUGAAAAUGGCCUAUAUGCCGAAAAAUGGAGGUCAAGAUGAAGAAAACAGUGAACAGAGGGACGAUAUGGAGCAUGGGUGGGAAGUCGUCGACUCCAACGACUCAGCUUCUCAGCACCAGGAGGAGCUUCCUCCUCCUCCUCUGCCCCCCGGGUGGGAAGAAAAAGUGGACAAUUUAGGCCGUACUUACUACGUCAACCACAACAACCGGACCACUCAGUGGCACCGACCCAGCUUAAUGGACGUGUCCUCUGAGUCAGACAAUAACAUCAGACAGAUCAACCAGGAGGCGGCGCACCGGCGCUUCCGCUCCCGCCGGCACAUCAGCGAGGACCUAGAGCCUGAGUCCUCAGAAGGCGGCGAGGCCCCUGAGCCUUGGGAGACCAUUUCAGAAGAAGUGAAUAUCACUGGAGACUCUCUCAGUCUGGCUCUGCCCCCACCGCCCUCCUCCCCGGUGUCUCGGACCAGCCCUCAGGAGCUGUCAGAGGAGCUGAGCAGAAGGCUUCAGAUCACUCCAGACUCCAAUGGCGAACAGUUCGGUUCUUUGAUCCAGAGAGAGCCCUCCUCAAGGUUGAGGUCAUGCAGCGUCACCGAUGCGGUUGCUGAACAGGCCCACCUACCACCGCCCAGCGCCCCAACUAGGAGAGCGCGUUCAUCAACUGUCACGGGUGGUGAGGAGCCAACGCCAUCAGUGGCCUAUGUACAUACCACGCCGGGCCUACCUUCAGGCUGGGAAGAAAGAAAAGAUGCUAAGGGACGCACUUACUAUGUCAAUCAUAACAAUCGAACCACAACUUGGACUCGACCUAUCAUGCAGCUUGCAGAAGAUGGUGCCUCCGGAUCAGCCACAAACAGUAACAACCAUCUAAUCGAGCCUCAGAUCCGCCGGCCUCGUAGCCUCAGUUCGCCAACAGUAACUUUAUCUGCCCCACUGGAGGGUGCCAAGGAUUCGCCCAUACGCCGGGCUGUGAAAGAUACCCUUUCCAAUCCACAGUCCCCACAGCCAUCACCUUACAACUCCCCCAAACCACAACAUAAAGUCACACAGAGCUUCUUGCCACCUGGCUGGGAAAUGAGGAUAGCUCCAAAUGGCCGGCCCUUCUUCAUUGACCAUAACACAAAGACUACGACCUGGGAAGAUCCACGCCUGAAAUUUCCAGUACAUAUGCGGUCUAAGGCAUCUUUAAACCCCAAUGACCUUGGCCCUCUUCCUCCUGGUUGGGAAGAAAGGAUUCACUUGGAUGGCCGAACGUUUUAUAUUGAUCACAGCAGCCAGGUGUUAUGUGGAGAAAAUGAUACCAGAGACUCAGUGCCCUCGUACGAUAGCAAAAUUACCCAGUGGGAAGACCCAAGACUGCAGAAUCCAGCCAUUACUGGGCCGGCUGUUCCCUACUCCAGAGAAUUUAAGCAGAAAUAUGACUACUUUAGGAAGAAAUUAAAGAAACCUGCUGAUAUUCCAAAUAGGUUUGAAAUGAAACUCCACAGAAAUAACAUAUUCGAAGAAUCCUAUCGGAGAAUCAUGUCUGUGAAGAGACCAGAUGUCCUGAAAGCUAGACUGUGGAUUGAAUUUGAAUCCGAGAAAGGUCUUGACUAUGGGGGUGUGGCCAGAGAAUGGUUCUUCCUCCUGUCCAAAGAGAUGUUCAACCCCUACUACGGUCUCUUUGAGUACUCUGCCACAGACAACUACACCCUUCAGAUCAACCCCAAUUCAGGCCUCUGUAAUGAAGAUCAUCUGUCCUACUUCACUUUUAUUGGGAGAGUUGCUGGUCUGGCAGUAUUUCAUGGGAAACUCUUAGAUGGUUUCUUCAUCAGACCUUUUUACAAGAUGAUGUUGGGAAAACAGAUAACUCUGAAUGACAUGGAAUCUGUGGACAGUGAAUAUUACAACUCUUUGAAAUGGAUCUUAGAAAAUGAUCCUACUGAACUAGACCUCAUGUUCUGUAUAGAUGAAGAAAACUUCGGACAGACGUAUCAAGUGGAUUUGAAGCCCAAUGGGUCAGAAAUAAUGGUGACAAAUGAAAACAAAAGGGAAUAUAUUGACUUAGUCAUCCAGUGGCGGUUCGUGAACAGAGUCCAGAAGCAGAUGAACGCCUUCUUGGAGGGAUUCACAGAACUGCUUCCUAUUGAUUUGAUUAAAAUUUUUGAUGAAAACGAGCUGGAGCUGCUGAUGUGCGGCCUCGGUGACGUGGACGUGAACGACUGGCGGCAGCACUCUAUUUACAAGAACGGCUACUGUCCAAAUCACCCUGUCAUCCAGUGGUUCUGGAAGGCUGUGCUGUUGAUGGACGCCGAGAAGCGCAUCCGGUUACUGCAGUUUGUCACAGGGACGUCGCGAGUUCCUAUGAACGGAUUUGCUGAGCUAUAUGGUUCCAAUGGUCCUCAGCUGUUUACAAUAGAGCAGUGGGGCAGUCCUGAAAAACUGCCCAGAGCUCACACAUGCUUUAACCGCCUUGACUUACCUCCGUAUGAAACCUUUGAGGAUUUACGAGAGAAACUUCUCAUGGCAGUGGAAAAUGCUCAAGGAUUUGAAGGAGUGGAUUAAGCACCCCCUGCCUCAGGGGUGGUUGUUCGUCCAGCAAGUUCUGCUUGCACUUUUGCAUUUGCCUAACAGACCUUUGCAGAGACCUGGCAGCAGAGCAGCGCAUGGCGUGGCUCCCAGGGUGGGCGCCCUCGUCCUUGCACUUGCCCGAGUUCAGACGUGGGAACCGGUCCCCGCUCCAGUUCCUGCAUUUCCACCACAAAUUACCAACUGGUUGACGUGUACACUAAUUACAUUUCAGGAGGACUUGUUCUAUUUAUGUUGUGCCUCUGCAGGCAAAGCCCUUAAUAAAUAUUUUACAUACUUUCUAAUGACAAUGAAUGGAAUUAAUCACUCUACAGGUAUAGUAUUACAACUCAUGUUUACUUUUUAAACUGAUUUAGACCGAUUUUCAGAUUUUAUUUCAGUACAAUUAAAGAUGUCU